Molecule: messenger RNA, 833 nt
Organism: Ochotona curzoniae (black-lipped pika)
Lineage: Eukaryota; Metazoa; Chordata; Mammalia; Lagomorpha; Ochotonidae
Product: microtubule-associated protein 6-like
Exons: 1
Coding region: 64-729 (221 amino acids)
Biological process (GO): microtubule cytoskeleton organization
Cellular component (GO): microtubule
Molecular function (GO): microtubule binding; calmodulin binding
Source: RefSeq, a predicted model, not a curated record
GCCCCAGCACCAGGCAAGGACCCAGGUCCCUCAGUCCCAGUGCCUCCAAAGAACAUCAGUCCAAUGGUUCCAGCAGGAGCCACAGACCAGAGCUCCGAUGUGUCACAGCCACCAAAGGAUCUAGGAUCCCUGGCCCCUGAGCCCAGGAAGAACCAGGGUCCUGCAGUUCCAGACCUCGUUCCAGGUCAGGGUCUCGUGACUGCAACAACCCUCAAGAAUCAAGAACCCCCAGUCCCCGGGAAUCUGAGGGCUCCAAGUGCCAUGGUCCCAGCACCCAUGAAGGCAGAAGACCCCACGGCCCCUAAGCCUGCGACAGAGCGAGGUCCACUGGUCCCAGAGCCAGUCCAGGACUGGGGAGGAGGCGCCCUGGAGCAGUCAAAGGCCCCAGCUGCAGUGGAGAAGCAGGGCAGCAUCACAGCACUAGUCAAGGACCUGGGCCCCACAGCCGCCGAGGCUGCAAAGACUCAAGCCCCCAGCAACACAGUGCUAGUCAAGGAUGCAGGUGACGUGGCCCCCGAGGCUGCUAAGAAUCACGUGCCCCUAGUCAUGGUGCCUCUGAAGGCUCAAGCGCCGCUGGUGCCAACAACAGCCAAGGACCCAGGUCCUAUGGCUCCCGAACCUCUGAAGAUUCAAGGUGCCAGGGGCCCUCCACUGUCCACAGUCACACCUCCACCCCCAGUCAUGAUCCCUACUGUCCCUCACGCGGAAUAUGUGGAAGGCUCCCCUUAACGCCCGCCCCUCGAUGGGCUGCUGACAGAGCUGGCAGGGAAGGCUCCUAUUCACGCUGCAUGAAACGUGUACCAUAUAGUGCUGCUGGAAUCUAAUAAAACUGG